Messenger RNA from Entrophospora candida, 649 nucleotides. NCBI's taxonomy places the organism in Eukaryota, Fungi, Glomeromycota, Glomeromycetes, Entrophosporales, Entrophosporaceae. The record is from the annotation of a GenBank genome assembly.
AUGGUGACAACUCUUAUCCUCCAAAGGUCAACAGAUCACAUAUUUGCUAGUUCAAGUGAAGAAUUGGAAAGUUUCGGGCAACUUUUCAGGAGCGCAACAAUGUGCUUAUCCACACACUAUGCCAGAAUUGAUGAUGCACUACCAAACCCAUAUAUUUCUUUGUACAUGCAACUUGGAUCAACAAUUAAUGGUUUGCAAUUGUCACAGGAACCUAUGAAAGUUCUCACUAAAACACAGAAUCAAGUGCAAAACCGAAUUUGCAAUGGGAGUCCUCCUAAAGGAAAGUCAAAUGAUCCAAUGAUAUGGUAUAAAGCAUAUAUUGAACAUACACAACUUACUGCAACUCAUGGUGGUGCACCUCUGUGUCAUGAAAUAGCAUGCCAACUAUUUCCUUUGGUUUUUCCUAUAGGUUUAAAAAUAAAAUAUUCAAAAUUAAAAUCUGAUCAACUAGAAUGUCUUGAGCAAGAACUUGUUAAUCAAUCAAAAUGCUUGCAUAGCAGUCCAAUAUCAAGAUACAUAACUAAUAGUGAUGUUAUGCAGCUUAUACAACAAAUCAAUAAUAUUAAUCUAGAAGCUGAAGAAUCUUUUUGGUUAAAGCUUGCUGAACUGGGUGAAAAAAUAUCAUUUAAAAAACAGUCUACAUUUGAAG